UUUUUCUCAUUUUAUUAUCACUUUUUUUUUUUCCUUUUUUCUCCAUUUUUAGUGAAAUUCAAUUCGUCAAUGUAUGGUUUGAAGGUAGAGAAAUGUGCAACAACGAUUCCUUAAUCAAACACCCCAUUCGUAAAUCAAGAACCAAAACAAGACGACCCAAAUUCCUCAGCCUCCGAUCGGAGUUAAUUUCCCCCAAAUUUACACCGAUGAUCCACCACCCACCACAGCCAUCGCCACCGCCACCGACGCCGCCGCAGAAACAGCUCACUCUGUUUCCCCUGCAUCCAGAGAAUCUACAGAUGGAAGACAGGGAGGAAAACGUGGUGUUCAUCUUCGAAAACGACGUCGUAAGUAGCAGCUGCUGCAGCCUACAGAGCUUUCUUCCCAGUUACCAAAACGACAUGUCGUCGGAGGAAGAGUCGCGUAAUUUGGCGGAGGAGGCGGCACUUGUACGGACGGCGAUGAGAAGCAGAGAGAGACAAACAGGGGUGGAGGAGAAAUGGGUUUGUUAUUCAGAAGUGGUGGAGAAGACGGAGGAGGUGGAGGUGGAGGAAGUGACGAGCACGGCGGCGGAUGAGUGGGUGAAGAAGAUCAAUAAGAAUAAGAAGAAGAAGAUUAAGAAGAAAGUGGAGAUGAUGGGAAAACAGUUAUGGUUGAAGCUUGAUUAUGAAGGGAUAUUGAAUGCUUGGCCUGAUAAAGCUCCAUUGUUCAUCAAUGGAGAAUCGCCUCAGACUGUUCCUGAUCUUCGUGAUGAUCCAAAUCUCUGCUCUGAUUCUCUUCCCAAUAGAAAUGUGAUGGAUGGAAUGGGAAGUGAAGGGCAUAAUAGUAAUAAUAAUAAUGUGUGGAAAGUUCCAGAAAUGGGAAUAUUGAAAAAAGAAUAUAUAUUAGGACAAAGAGAAGCAAGUGUUUUGAGAUAUAAAGAGAAAAGGCAAAGCAGACUGUUUUCCAAGCGCAUUCGCUAUGAAGUCAGAAAACUCAAUGCUGAGAAGCGUCCUAGAAUGAAGGGUCGGUUUGUGAAAAGAAGUUGAGAAGGUGAAGAAACACUUCAUUUUGGAUAUAAGGGCAUUCUAGGAAAUGUCAUGUAGUGUUCUCUUUUCUUUUAAAAAUUUUCAUUGGUUUUUUUUUCUUCUACUUUAUAGGUAAUGUUGCAUUAAUAAAAUAUGAUUAAUGUUAAAUAAGAACAUUGAUUAAGGAAAAAAAAAUGAAACUCAUGCCUGUCGAUUAACCAGUAAUGAAAUAAUGGGUGUAAUGUGCCUAAUCGCAUGA
Benincasa hispida (wax gourd) is the source of this 1266-nucleotide messenger RNA. RefSeq lists its product as uncharacterized. Gene Ontology annotation, cellular component: nucleus. The record is from RefSeq and is a predicted model, not a curated record. Gene Ontology annotation, biological process: regulation of DNA-templated transcription. NCBI's taxonomy places the organism in Eukaryota, Viridiplantae, Streptophyta, Magnoliopsida, Cucurbitales, Cucurbitaceae. Gene Ontology annotation, molecular function: protein binding.